Myxocyprinus asiaticus (Chinese sucker) is the source of this 1053-nucleotide messenger RNA. RefSeq names its product beta-crystallin B1-like. NCBI's taxonomy places the organism in Eukaryota, Metazoa, Chordata, Actinopteri, Cypriniformes, Catostomidae. Gene Ontology annotation, molecular function: structural constituent of eye lens. The coding region runs from base 178 to 876 and encodes 232 amino acids. The record is from RefSeq and is a predicted model, not a curated record. Gene Ontology annotation, biological process: lens development in camera-type eye; visual perception. The transcript has 6 exons.
GCGGCUUUGGCACAGGCAGACUCUGAUGACGGGGUGCUUCUAUUGUACGCCAAGCCCCUCUGUACUUGCCUUGCCAGAGUAUAAAAGGUAGAGCACUGGUCAGAGGGGGCCAGCACGAGCCAGCCACCCAAGCAAGGCACAGCUGUCCUCUAGCAGACGUUCUAGAACUCCUUCACCAUGUCUCAGACCGCCAAGUCCGCCACCAACCAGGGCACCGAUGCCAAGGACAAGGGAGCUCCUGCCCCUGCUGCCACCAGCAAGGCUUCCAAGACUGGAGACCCCGGAAUGAUGGGCAACUACAGAAUCUUCCUGUUCGACCAGGAGAACUUCCAGGGCAGGAUGAUGGAGGUCCAGAACGAGUGCAUGAACGUUUGUGAACGUGGAAUGGACAGAGUCCGCAGUAUCAUUGUUGAGUGCGGCCCCUUUGUUGCCUUCGAGCAGACUAACUUCCGUGGUGAGAUGUUCAUCCUGGAGAAGGGAGAGUAUCCUCGCUGGGACACCUGGUCAAACAGCUACCGCAGUGAUUGUCUCAUGUCCCUCAGACCCAUCCGCAUGGAUCCCAUGGAGCACAAGAUCUGCCUGUAUGAGCUGUCUGACUUCAAGGGCAACAAGAUGGAGAUCCAGGAGGAUGAUGUGCCAACCCUGUGGGCGCACGGCUUCUGUGACAGAGUGGGCAGCGUGAGGGUUCCCGGCGGAGCCUGGGUGGGAUACCAGUACCCUGGCUACAGAGGCUACCAGUAUCUGUUUGAGUGUGGUGACUACAGACACUACAACGAGUUUUGCGCCUUCCAGCCUCAGAUUCAGUCCAUGCGCCGUGUAAGGGACAUGCAGUUCCACCAGCGCGGCUGCUUCAAUCUGACCAACGCUAAACAGUGAACUAACCUCACUGCGGUCUUGUAGCAUAGCAAUUAGCCUUCUAAUCCCACUUUUUAACCCCCUUUCCUUCCUCCCUUUCACUGACUUCCCCCCUCAGAAUAGAUUAAUUUAAAUUGUCCCGGACAUCUAACUGACUUUUUAUGAUGCCAAUAAUAAACAUGUUUUGGAAAAACAAAA